Messenger RNA from Cornus florida, 2252 nucleotides. RefSeq lists its product as uncharacterized. The transcript has 16 exons. The coding region runs from base 391 to 1935 and encodes 514 amino acids. Lineage: Eukaryota; Viridiplantae; Streptophyta; Magnoliopsida; Cornales; Cornaceae. The record is from RefSeq and is a predicted model, not a curated record.
GGCUUUACGAAAUUUGCCCUAAAAAUUUCAGUUUUUGGUCCGGGCACACUGAUUGAUGUGUGACAGGCAAUGAAUGGGGUGGGAAUUGGAGCGUAUGUAGCUUCAUUUUAAAGUGUUUUUUUUUUUUAAGGUUUUGGGUACCCUACCAAAUACUAGAUCCGUCUUUUUGGGGUCUAGAGAACCCCCAAAUGCCUCUCAACUUUACCAACCGUUGGACAGAUCGAAAAUACCGUUAGAAACUUUCCAACCUCUUGAAUAGUUCUUAUUUAGUUAAUAAUAUAUAAUAAAUAAAUAAAUGAAUGAAUAUUGGGGGAGGAGACGAGGAGUUACCCAACCAACACAGCUCUAAGGCAAAUAAGAGUUACAGACGUAUACAGGGCUCUAGAGAUAAUGAAGAAGAAGCAGAUCAAACAAGUUAUCCGGCUGGAGCGAGAAUCGGUAAUUCCAAUUCCAAAGCCGAAGCUCAUCAUGACCUUGGCCAACCUCAUUGAGCAGAGUUCUGACCGUGCUGAAUUUGUAAAGCUUAGCAAGAGAGUUGAGUCCACAAUUAGAACUUGGUAUCUUCUACAAUUUGAGGAUCUAAUGCAAUUGUACUCCCUCUUUGAUCCUGUUCAUGGGACUCAGAACUUGGAGCAACACAACCUAUCCCCAGAAGAGAUCAACAUUCUUGAACAAAAAUUCUUGACAUACUUAUUUCAGGUGAUGGAUAAAAGCAAUUUCAAGAUAGCUACUAAUGAUGAGAUUGAUGUUGCACAAUCGGGGCAGUAUCUUCUACAUCUUCCUAUUACAGUUGAUGAAUCUAAGCUUGAUAAGAAGCUCUUGAAGCAGUAUUUUGCGGAGCAUCCUCAUGAAAAUCUUCCAAAGCUUGCUGAUAAGUACUUAAUCUUCCGACGUGGCAUUGGAAUUGAUCGGACAACUGACUACUUUUUCAUGGUGAAAGUUGACUUGAUCAUUUCACGUUUAUGGGCAUGGCUUUUGAGAAAGACUAGUUCAGAUGAGUUUGUUUCUGUCAUGUACACUAUUUUUUAUAUUAUUUUUAAUCCUUUCUGGGCUUUUGUUGCUUGCAGGCUAGAAGGGCUUUUUUCCACAAAGUCCAGUACACAGCAUAAGGGAGAUCCAAAUAAAGAUGAUGAAAUUAGCACAGAGACAAAGCAGGAUGACUUAUAUGUUGAAAGGAUCCAUAUCGAAAAUAUUGAACUCAGUUUACGCAGUCUGUUGAGCAAGAUCACAAUCCAAGAACCAACCUUCGAUAGGAUAAUUGUUGUUUACAGGCUAGCAAGCACCAGAACAAAAAUGGAACGAGGAAUAUAUGUGAAGCAUUUCAAAAAUAUCCCAAUGGCAGAUAUGGAAAUAGUCCUUCCGGAAAAGAAAAAUCCAAGUUUAACUCCAAUGGACUGGGUUAAAUUCCUCAUCUCUGCUAUAGUUGGUCUGGUUGCUGUAGUAAGUUCGCUUGACACGCGCGAAACUGAUUUUUGGGUCAUUUUUGCUGUCCUCUCCACAACGAUUGGUUACUGUGCUAAGAUAUACUUCACGUUUCAGGAGAACAUGACUACAUAUCAGAACUUAAUUACGCAAUCCAUGUAUGAAAAACAACUGGACAGUGGAAAGGGGACUCUACUUCAUUUGUGUGAUGAUGUGAUUCAACAAGAAGUAAAAGAGGUAAUUAUUUCAUUCUUUAUAUUGAUGGAACAGGGUAAAGCUACCCUACAGGACCUUGACCUGCGGUGUGAAGAACUAAUUCAAGAAGAGUUUGGUGAGUGCUGUAACUUUGAUGUGGAUGAUGCAGUUCAAAAGUUGGAAAAGUUUGGCAUUGUUGCUCGGGACAUCAUUGGGAGGUAUUCCUGCGUAGGUCUCAAGCGUGCUAACGAGAUAAUUGGCACUACCACAGAGGAGCUUGUCCUCAAGGCGAAACAGGUUACAAGUGCUGCUGCUUGAUAUUUUAUUGUCUUUGGGAAGGUAAACCCCACUGCUCUCCCAUCCCAUGCCCUAAUGGCUAAUGGCUUGGGAGAAAUUCACUGGCAAUGUUUGUUUCUACAUCAACCACCACCUCGACGUGGACAUCUCCCACUCAGGUCCCUGUUUUGUUAGUUCUUUUAUUUAUGUUAUAACUUUCAAAUGUUUUGGGAAUUAAUGUAAACUAUAUCGUUGGACAUGCCGGCAGUAAAAAGCACUCUCUUGAGUCUUAACCCAUGUAUUUAUCACCAAAUAAAGUGAAAGUUUGAGAAUUCAUGUUCAAUGUGUUAUUUGCCGGA